GAGCAUCUAUUUUCAUUGUAACAAAAAAUGACCCAGAAUUCUGAAAAUGCCAGGAGGCAAGAAGUUUCAAGUUCUUGUUUUACCCUAAAUCUGGUCACUGUUUUUCCAUUUAUGGACUUUUUUUCUUUUAAUAGGUAGAGUCUGUCCUAUUCCAAGUUUUUGAAGAAAUUGUGGUUCGAAUUAAAACUGAUUUUUUGGAAAUUGACUUUAUUUGAAAAAGUUUUCCCUUUAAAUUUUUUCCUGUACUGCCAUUCAUUUAGAUAAAACAGCAGAAAGAGAGCUACACAGAUAUCUUGAAGUACCCAAGGAAUUGCUCUGAGGAUGGCCAGCACAGACCCCCACUUGGGUUUCCUGGCAAACUUGCCUGCACAACUACUGACUUGUUUGAAAUGGAUGUAGCUCAGAGGCAGUGAACUGGGAUUUGGCUUUGUCUCCAUGGGGCAUGCCAGCGGGUCACAUUUCCUCUCUGAACCUCUCUCCAAGCCGCACUGUACUGAUGAAGGGAAAGGGACAAGGCUUCACAAGAAACAGCACAUGCUUUGCUUUCAUUUCUGGAAGUCCAGGGGUCGACCUACAGAUGCUGCUUCUUCCGUGGCUGAUGGCAUUCAGACCCCCAGCUGCCCACGGUGCCAGGCAAAUAACUGGACAGGCCAGCUCAGCCACAAGUCACAGGCUGCAGUCUCGGCCAGAGCAGCAGCCCCCCAGCCACAGACCACCUCUGCCGCCCCAUCCAGGAGCCUUCCCACCUCCCUCUGCCUUGCCUCAGCCCCGCCACAGGGGCUGAAGACCUGGGAGGUGGUGACAGCAGUGGCAGUGGUGCCUCCAGCCUUGGGGCCAGUCCAGGCACGUGGGACCCUGCUUCAGGCAACACUGCGGCCCCUCCAGGACCAAAGAGGGACCCAAGACAGCCCGGGUGCUCACCACUGCCUCUUCCUGUGGCUGGAACCUGGGCAAGGACUCAGAAUGGAAGCCGCCACUCCUGAGCCGAACUCGCAGGCCAGACUGGUGCAAGUACAGGAUCCAGUGAGCAGAAAGCAAGACAGCCGGGAGCGCCUGCAGCAGCUGCGGCCACUUCCCCAGCCUUCAGCCUCCUCCCAGCGAGAAGCAAAAUAUGUGGAGAUGUGCGCUUCAGCCAGAAUCCAGAGGGCGAGUCCCCRGACAGUGAAACUUACACUGGAACACCGCUCCGGGGAUCAGAAAGCCUCUAGGAGCCCAAAGGAGAAAGCCCAGGAUGAGCCCACUAGUCCAGAGUGCAGGACUCCAAUCCCCCAGAAGAACCCUGCUUCCUCAGAACGCUCCAGCUCCCAACUCUCCCACACUGAUGAGGGUGGCAACUCCUCCUGCUCCUCCCCUGUGGACAAAGCAGAAGACCAUGGCCUUUCCAAAAUGGAUGAAUCCGCCACAUCAUCCGGGGCGGCUCUGGCUACCUCCUCUUCAUCCUUAGGCUUUGAGAGUGAGAGCGAAGUGAGUUGCCCACCCAAGGGAGGAGAAGUAGGGAAAAAAGCAAGAGGAGGAGAAGGGCAGGAAGAGGGAGGGAGGGCAGGAGAUGGAACAGAGUGCAGGGACAUUAUUGCCAAGUCCCAGAGUAACAGGGACCCCCCCAAAAAUGAAGAGGCUCACUACAUCACCACCCAUGAGAUCCAGCUGAGUGAGGUGGAGCAGGACAUGGAUUUCGACGUGGGGCUGGCCUCCCGCUGGGAUUUCGAGGACAACAACGUGAUCUACUCGUUCGUGGAUUAUGCUUCCUUUGGUGGCAGCGACGAGACCCCAGGGGACGUCACCACCCCCACCGAAGAGGACGACGACAACAGCUGCUACCUCAGCACCACUCCCAGCACCAAUGCCACCCGGACACCCAGCCCCACCAGUAGCGACCUGGCUCGCCUCAGUGCAGGCAGCAGUGGUCGUGACACCAGCAGCACGGAAGUGGGCAGUGUCCCCUCCGACAGUGACCCUACUCCCCCACCCACUGGGCCUGGCACUGCCACCCUGCCUGAGCCUUUGCUGGAGCUCCGGGAGGCAGCUUCAGGGGCAGCCGCUACCACCGCCAGCAGCUGUGGGAGUGCAGCAAGCCAGAUCCUCCUAUCAAUCAAACCAACUUCCCGGGCUAUAAAUGAGCCUAGCAACGUGCGUGCAAAGCAAAACAUUAUUUAUGCUGCCAAGCAUGAAGGCGACAUGAGCCUCCGAGUCUCUACAGCUGCUGAACACAAUUCAAGUUCACUGAAGCAAAACUCGGCUGCAGCCGUGGCUCAGGACCAUGCAAAGAAAUUCAUUGCUGUCCCUGCUCGCCUGCAAACCAGGUGCGGGGCCAUACGGGCAAAGGAGCUGGUGGACUACUCCAGCGGAGCCUCCAGUGCCGUGAGCGAACUGGACGAUGCAGACAAAGAGGUGCGUAACCUGACCUCCCGAGCUUUCCGGAGCCUUGCUUACCCCUACUUUGAGGCUCUGAACAUCAGCUCCCGUGAGUCCUCCACCACCCUCUCCGAAGUGGGCUUUGGACGCUGGUCAACCUUCCUGGACCUAAAAUGUGGAGGUGUUGGAGCCAGGGUGGAACAGAGCCUUCUCAGGAGCAGCGCGGCCUCUGUGGCUGCAGGUCUGAGGAAGGGCAGUGGGGCCCGUGGUACUGCAGACCAGCUUUACAUCCAGUCCAAGAAGUCCCAGACCAAGGCCUUGGAGUUUGUGGUCAGCAAAGUCGAGGGGGAAAUCAAACACGUGGAGACACCCUUGUGUUUCCAGAAACAGAUCCAAACGGGUUCUCGCGUCGUCACCCUUCUGGAACCCCUGAAUUUACGCAGUGAAAGCAAAGCCAGCUCGGCCACUGGACCCUGCAGGGCCACCAAGGGCUCCAGCAAGGGACCUGGAUCGGUGUGCACAGAUGAUGGCUCAGAGACCUCUGAAAGCAACAAGCCUGCCCCCCGCGGUGAAGGCCCCCACAAGAAGUCCAAGUUUGCAUCCAGUCUGCUCAAAAAUGUCAUUUCCAAGAAGAUGCAACGGGAGCACGAGUUUAAAAUGGAGAGGGGGGAAGUCACUGACACAUCUCAUCACACCUCCAAGGAAGCAGAGGGGUCUUCUGGGGCUGAGAAACUGCGAGACAGGGGCUUGCAGCGGCAGAAUUCCCGCCACUCAGAGGCGGGUUCCGAGUACACGGUGGUCAGUGUGUCUGACGCAGGUGGGGAGGGGUCUAAAUCCCCAAUUUUCAAAGCCAGUACUCCUCGAGAAGGCAACGCAGGUUCUGGCCGGAGUUUCACUGAUGGACAAACGGAAGUGUGUGAAAUUAAAAAGAGUGCCUCAGAGACUGUGAAAGGCAUCUUUCUCCGCAGUCAGAACAGUGCUUUUCGGUCAUGGAAGGAGAAAGAGGCGGAGAAGCGGGAAGAGAAAGCCCCCAUUGGGAAGCUGAAGCUCCCCAAAGGCGGGGACUGGAGGGCGGAUCUCGGGGAGAUCUCUGCCAGCAAGUCCACCAUCAUGUCUCGUCUCUUUGUCCCCAACAUCCAGCAGACGCCCAAGGACAAGCAGCCAGGGAAGCAGGCCACCAAGUACCCUGCUGCCCAGGCCACAACCACGGCAGUGAUCAGACCCAAGGCUCCCGAAAUCAAGAUCCGGCUGGGGAGCGUCCAACAGCCAAGCUCGGACUUCAAUAUUGCCAAAUUGCUCACACCCAAGCUGGCUGGAGGCAGCGCUUCUAACCUCUUUAAGACCAUUGAGGACAACAGCAGGGCACAGCAGAAACUGUUCCGUGGGGACAAUCUGGAAAAAGUGCCCCAGUUCCAGGUGAGAGAUGUCAGAGACAAGUCCAAGGCUCAAGGGCCCCUCCACCAGGUGAGAGAUGUCAGAAAACUAAUCAAAGGAUCAGGGGACAGCAGUGACAAAGGCAGCAUUACUCCAGAGCAGGGACUGACAGGGUCCAAGCCCAGGCAGCUGGCUCCUGCAGCUGGUGGAUCCAGAUCCCUGUCUCCCAUGGUAAUUACGUGCCAGGCUGUAGUGAACCAGAGAGAAGACAGCAUGGACCGGGAGCCCAGGGAAGGCAUGGGCAAAGGGAACAGCAGCAGGAUCAUGAACUCUUCCUCUCCAGAAGGGACGGUCUUGGUUCACAGGGCAUCUGGCAGGCUGCCUGUGGCCACCAUUGCCCCCAAUAAACCUGAGCAGGGCUCAUACCUGCCUGUGCUCAAGAUUGUCUCCAAGGCUGCUGCUCAGAAGACCCCAGAGAAAACCAAGGAGGAGGACAUUAAGGAGGAAGGUAAAACCCCAAAGCCAGCCCGAAAUGCCCUGGAGAAGCUGACUGCUGCAGUGAGAUCCAUGGAAGAGCUGUACAGUUUCAACAGGAAUGAGUGGAAACGGAAAAGUGAUCCCUUGCCCAUGAUGACAGACAGUCAUGUCCUGUCACUCAUUGCUAGUGAGGAGAGGGAAGGGGUGGUGGGUCCUGAGGGAAACCCUGACAAGUUGGCCAAACGACUAGGUGAGGUGGAAGAACGAGGUGCCGGAAACAAAGGUGCUGUGGUCCUGAGAGGGGCUCCCGUGGAACGUCUGCAGAGGAGAAACUCCAACCCCAGCACCGAGAGUGUGUCUGCCCGGGCAGCCGCCUUUGAGAACAUGGCCAGGGAAAGGCCCCGAUCCCUCUAUAUUCCCCCUGUCCACAAAGAUGUGGAAAGAACCCAGCCUCUGCAGCCCCUCCCACCGCUCCCCAGCAACCGGAACGUGUUCACAGUGAGUGCCAGUAGCACUCAGAAAACUGGGGGUGUCGCUGGCAAGUUCCCACAAGGGCCUUCUCCAGAGAGCUCUUCAGUGGUCAAGGGCAUCAAAUCACAGGGACUCCGGUCCCUCAAGAUCUCUCCGGCCACCCAGGCACCACCCAAUGAGGCGACCAACAGGAAAAGUGGCAUCAAUUUGGAGAAGAGCAAUAGUGACUGUGAGAACUACCUGACUAUCCCCCUUAAGGGAACCUCUGCUGCAGGAGAGUUACCUGGUAGACCUGGUGCUGCAAGAGAGGGGGGCCCCAUCUCCUCAGCUGCCACUCUCUGCAGCUUACCCCCACUGAGUGCCCGAAGUCAGGUCUCCAGUAGCCCCAAGGGCUCUCAGGUCAGUGGAACCAGCCGGCCAGCUUGGCGUACCAAACCUGACAACCCCCGGGAGACAGCAGCAGCUGCCCGCUCAGGGCCACAGAGCCCCGAGCAUACACCCACUGCCAUCUACCAUCAGCAGCCACUGCCCUUUACCCUCCAGGGUGCCCAACCUCAAGUCCUCUGCUUCUCACCACCAGGCAUGCCUGCCCCAGCUCCUGCAGGCCCAGCUGCUGUUCCUACAGACCCCUUCCAGCAGUCACCGCCUCAGCAAACUCAGCGCAAGAUGCUCCUGGAUGUGACCACGGGCCAGUACUAUCUGGUGGACACACCAGUACAGCCCAUGACUCGGAGACUAUUUGACCCUGAGACAGGGCAGUAUGUGGAUGUGCCCAUAACCUCCCAGCAGCAGGCUGUGACUCCCAUGUCCCUCCCUGUGCCUCCCUUGGCCCUGAGUCCUGGGGCCUAUGGACCCACCUACAUGAUCUACCCUGGGUUUCUGCCCACAAUGCUGCCCACCAAUGCUCUGCAGCCCACACCAAUUGCUCACCCUCCAGGGGGUGGUGAGCUCUCAAUGGCGACAGAACCGCACAACAAAGAGGCAGCUGCAACUUUCACAGAGGCCCCCUACUUCAUGGCCUCUGGUCAGUCUCCUGCCACCUCUUCCUCCUCAGCCCCAGCAGCUACAUCCCAGCUGGUGGGAGCCAAGGGCUUCGCCCAGCUGCACGGCAAACCUGUCAUCAGCAUCACUUCGCAGCCCCUGGGACCGCGGAUCAUUGCUCCCCCUUCCUUUGAUGGCACCACCAUGAGCUUUGUGGUGGAACACAGAUGACGAGAAGUCACCAGAAAGCAGAUUGGAACAGCUGCUGGAGCAAGACAGAAAUACAGACUCUCUAAAAGUUGAAAUGUAAUAGCACUAUGAAUCCAGCUGAAAAAUGUCCUCCACAUGAGUAAUUCUUAAUUUUUGCUUCUUAUAAACCAAGUGUGUAAGUUUUCAUAUUUUCCUGAACAAUUCUCUUAAAGGCAGUUUUGUUAUUUAAGUUUCACUAAGAUGAUUGAAUGGUUGCAUUUUUUUCCCCUGUAAAACUAUUUCUUUUUAUACUUUAAUACAAGAGACAAGCUUUCUGUUCUCCUCCCUCCCUCUUGCACUUCUGACUAGGCAAACAAUCCCUUAAGUGUUUGCCAUGCUUCAACCAAAACCCACAACCGAAUGGGAUGGCUUCUGUUGUAAACAAAGUGAGCAAAUCAGUAAUUUGGAUCACAAAUCACCUUACAGGUUCUUGGAUUCUAUCAAAUGUAGCUGGCAGAGUUGUAGCACAUAUUUAGGUGUAAAAUAUAUUGGGUCUGCUCUUGGAAUCAUAUAUCAGCUAAACCUUCUCUUGUUUGUGCUCUGUGUUCUUUUAUUGGGUUUGGGAUGAUUUCAAAUGUGAUUGUGGAAAACAAUGGUUUUAACUUUUGUGCUUUGUUUUUAAUUUUUUCCCACUUGUACAAUGCCAUGACACUAUUUGUUGCCUUAAAAUAGAUUGGCUUUGAACAGUGGAAAGUCAGUGACUGCAUUUAAAAUUAAGUUCUUUGUUUCAGAAAGGUAUAAAAUAUCUAUUUCCCUUUAAAAAAUCCAACAUUUGUUAUGAGUGUGUAGCCUUUUUUUUCCUUGUGAUUCCCUCCAUAGUUGUACACUCCUGUCUCUCACAGACUGGAGUCUGAAGAGUGACCUGUUUGGGGCAGUUGAGUAGAAUGUGAACUCUUAAUUCAGGGGCUCUAAUUCCCUCUAGCCCUGGCCCUCUCCAAAGCAGUAACCUAGAAUUACAGUGCUUGCUUGUUAUGAGGCAGGUUUUAAGAGAUGUUAAAAAAUCCAAAUCACUGGAUCUUUCACUGACAUUUGAUAUUGCCUCCGUUGUAAUCCAAUUCUGAAGGCUAUUUGAGUGAGUGUUCACAGUGAGUCUGAAGGGCUGAUUGAACAGAUACUUAUUUAACUUGUCAUGAUUUAUAAGGUGUCAAUAUACACUCAACAGAUGUUACAUUGAAAUAUUUCUUAAUUCCUUUCUAAAGAAAUAUCCCUUUAAAAGCCAAACAAUUCUCCCAGACUGUCUUUCAGGAGUCUCCUUUUAUUAACUUAUUUGUUUAAAGCCAAGGCAUUUUGGUAAUUUUUCAGAAGCAUUAUUUUGAUAUGAAUGAUUGUCAAUAUUUGGUUUCAGCUUAACAAUUGCUCUCAAAGCCACAGAAUUAUAUGUAAUUCAUGAGACUGGAUUUUAUAUGAUUAAUAUAAUCUUAUUACUCUGUAAUUAUGCUUCUCAUCUAGACUUUUUAAAAAACAACAACAAAGGCACUUUCAGGGGAUUUCUUAGCGGGAAUCUCAUUAAAAAAAUAAAAAGUUCUUUUGUGUAAAGAGAAAUAUUUGACACAGGAAAUCUCACCACAAUUCAAUUACUCAUUGGGCCAAUGAGCUGUGAAAUGAAGCUUUCAUCUYCAUGAGACAUGAAAUAUGAAGCAUAGUCUCUGUAUGGAGAAGAAGCUCUGUGCCAUAUUUGGGAAAACACUUUUUCUUUAUUAUAGAAGUUUUCUUACCCAGGUACAUGAGUAGAUUCACUCCAGAACUUAAUUUUUCACCACUGGGGGGGGGCGGGAAUCUUAAAGCAUCAGUGCUUCUUCAUUUUUGAGAGAGAUUGGUUGGAAAUAAGGUCGCUUCAUAUGGAAACAAGAAAGUAGCAUUCGUUUUAAAAAUUUCAGACUAUGAACCCUCAAAUCAGCACCAUGAAAUCUCAAGUAUUUGACCUUGAGUAGUGAAACUUACAUAGGGCGUGGGCGUACAAUAUGUACAGUUACAAGAUGUGAGACUGGUUUAAAAAACAGGGGACUUUCAAGAAAGCCCAGUGGCCGCACUGAGCCAUGGCUACUUGCCAGUUCCUCCAAAUGGGGAACACUCCUUCCCUAGAGAAUGGGGUAAGGCUGAGGGUUGAGCUGCUCAUUAGCUAUUUACCGAUAUUUAUCACCAGCAGAUCUGAGCCUUGGGUUCUCACACUGAGGUAAACUAGGAUAGAAACUGGGAAAGAACUUUUCAUUUGUUGGCUCUGAGAGGCUGAGUCCAUGGGGAAGUUGCUGUUCUGUGAGUUCCAUAUCGGCUAGUGGUAAUGUCAUCAUACCAAACAAACCUGUAGGCCAUUUACUCCCCUAAGACAGGAAAAGAACGUUUUCACAGGCGUAAGGGAAAUUUCCAUCCUCCUUUUCAUUGCUUAGUCAUUUCUUGAGGUUGCAUGGACAUUUGAAUGAAGUGAUUAUGCCCUUCCUUUUCAACAAAAAUGGAACAAAACAAAAGUCUAGGAAGCCCUCAAACUAUUACCCCAACAAUGUUCUAUAGCCACUGAGACCCGAUUUAUGUUUUAUUUACAUAAACCACGAAUAAAGCAUUUCCUAAAGAAAGCCUUGAGCUUGAAUCUAAUCAGAAUUGUGGAGUCUGGCUUUUGUGAUUUCCACUCAGGGUUAUGGGUGUGGCUCACUUUUCUAGAAAAAUCACAGAUUACUCUGUGUACAAAUCUUGACCCAUUUCCUCUAUUUUUUUUUUCCUGUUGGUGAAAGGCCACAUUGAAAUAGGCCCAUUUGGAGAGUUUUUGGAAAAAUUGAACACAUCUGUAAUCCAUAUGAAAAUUGUAUUCUCCAGAAUGUAUUUUCCUGAAAACACUCACUGAAAUUGCACUCAGGAUUAAAUGAAGCCCAGAAACACCAGUAAAGACUCAGGAUAUAGUAUUUCUGUAUGUUUAUCACUGAGUAAAUAAGCUAAAAAAUUACACUUUGAAAACAUUAUAAAAAUAAUUCUCAAAUAUUAACCUGAAUUUCAAAUUUGUCCUCAGAUCACUAGGAAACAUCAAGUGAUAGAAAUUCCUUUUUCUUAAUUUCAGAUUUGACUUUAUCAUCUUUGCUUCUUCACAAGAUUUAAUGCAUUUUGAUUGUCUUCAUCCUUCAUAGAAAUGAAAGUCUGUGUUUGCUACAAAUUGAAUGUUCACGCUACCCGAAAUAAUAUUUUGGACUACAGACUGCAGGACAGUAUUGAUUCCUAAGUAGACUGACUAUAACCUCAUGAUAAGUCUGUGUAAGUGCAUGGGAAAACACAGUCAACAAUAGUCUUUGUAUAAAACUAUCAUGCUAUAUAUUUUCCUAUGUGGUGCUUGAGGAGUUUCAUUCUACAGUUUACAAGGUGUAGGUUUGCACCCCAAAUUCUCAGGGUAUGUUAUUUUACCCAAAUACUUGAAAGAAAAAGGUGCCCUGUAUUUUAUCAGUACUGUUGAAGGGGAAAAUUAUGUGUAAGUUUGUUUGAGAAAA
Urocitellus parryii (Arctic ground squirrel) is the source of this 9368-nucleotide messenger RNA. RefSeq names its product chromosome 10 C4orf54 homolog (gene C10H4orf54). The record is from RefSeq and is a predicted model, not a curated record. NCBI's taxonomy places the organism in Eukaryota, Metazoa, Chordata, Mammalia, Rodentia, Sciuridae.